CAAAACAUGCCUCCAAGUUUUGUGGUUCAAUGUUUCUAUUCUCAAGCUCUUCCACUUUCCUCUGUUCACAUUUCUUCUGCUCAAGCAGAGCUAAUUUUGAUGAGUUGUAAAUAUUAAUGUUACCUUCUAACAUUGUCCCACAUGUCACAUUCGUUUGUCUCUUGAUGCUCAGUUGGACCUUGGCUUGCCAUGAAUUUGCAGUUUAAAAAAUUCCCCUUUUUCCAAGUAAAUACGAAAUCACCAAUGAGAAACUCAAAGCUUGACGGCCUUCAAUGAAAUCACCUAGUUCUCCAUUUUUAAACUGGAGGAAGAUCCAUUUGAAGAAAUCCCCCGAGUCUGUCUCAAAUUAUCGUUAGAGGUACAAGGAGAACGCAGAGAAGAUAGAGAGUAACAUGCACCAUAGUUUUUGUUGAACGGAUCUGGGGUUUUUGGCCAUUUCACCGAGAUGAUCAGGCGGCUUUUUAUGCAGGCAGUCGUGCAAUCCUCCACUGCCUUCGUCUUCUUUCUCUUCCUGAUGCUCGGCGCGUUUGUCUUCACGCGCCUCCUCCAGUCCAGUGACAUUACUGGCAGCUCGGCUCAGAAGUCAAUAGUCACUGCAAAAACAACCAAGCCGCAAAAUAAUAUCGAAAUUCCACUAAACUGCAACGCACUCAACCUCACACGAACAUGCCCUAGAGACUACCCCACAACGUUUUCACAAGAUCCUGACCGUCCAUUACCUCCGAGCUGUCCAGAAUACUUCCGGUGGAUCCACGAAGAUUUACGUCCAUGGGCCCAUACGGGCAUCACCAGAGACAUGGUAGAAAGAGCUAAAGCAACAGCCAAUUUCAGAUUGGUGAUAGUGAGCGGCAGAGCUUACCUUGAAACAUACGAGAAGGCGUUUCAGACUAGAGAUGUUUUUACACUUUGGGGAAUCCUACAGUUGUUACGGAGGUAUCCGGGGAGACUGCCAGAUUUAGAGAUGAUGUUUGAUUGCGUAGACUGGCCGGUUAUCAAGUCCGUUGAUUAUAGUGGGCCAGAUGCGCCGGCCCCACCGCCUCUGUUUCGCUAUUGCGGGAACGAAGACACAUUGGACAUUGUUUUCCCUGAUUGGUCCUUCUGGGGAUGGGCUGAGACGAAUAUAAAGCCAUGGGAGCAUUUGCUGAGGGACCUAAAAGAAGGCAACGAAAGGACUAGAUGGCUGGAAAGGGAACCUUAUGCUUAUUGGAAAGGGAAUCCAGAUGUUGCUGAGACGAGGCUAGACCUUAUCAAAUGUAAUGUCUCCGAACAACAGGACUGGAAUGCUCGUUUAUAUAGACAGGAUUGGGUCCGAGAAUCCCAGCAAGGAUACAAGCAAUCGGACUUGGCAAAUCAAUGCAUUCACAGGUAUAAGAUCUAUAUUGAGGGGUCUGCAUGGUCAGUCAGUGAAAAGUAUAUCCUUGCCUGUGAUUCAGUCACCCUUAUUGUGAAGCCCCAUUAUUAUGAUUUCUUUUCAAGAGGUUUGAUGCCAAUUCACCACUAUUGGCCUGUAAAGGAGGCCGAUAAAUGCAAGUCUAUUAAGUUUGCAGUAGACUGGGGUAACAGCCACAGACAGAAGGCCCAGGAAAUUGGAAAUGCAGCAAGUGAAUUCAUUCAAGAAGAGUUGAAGAUAGACUAUGUGUAUGACUACAUGUUUCAUCUCUUAAAUGAGUAUGCAAAGCUUUUGACAUUUAAGCCCACUAUACCUAGAAAUGCUACUGAACUGUGUUCAGAAACAAUGGCUUGCCCUGCGGAUGGAUUGGAGAAGAAGUUUAUGAUGGAUUCUUUGGUGAAGGUUCCUGCAGAUACUUGUCCCUGCACCAUGCCUCCUCCCUAUGACCCUUCUUCUCUGCUUGCCAUUAUAAGGAGAAAAGCAAAUGCUAUAAAGCUGGUGCAGUUAUGGGAGAACAAAUACUGGCAGAAUCAAACCAAGCAGUCUUAGAGGCGUGUUCAUAGGCAAGCCUAUUAGCUCGUCUUGGCUUAUAACCAAAGGAGGACAUGUAUAGGCUCAAAUUUUAUAGUUUUCCCCCUCCUUUGUGUAUUAUUCCCUCUUAGAUAAUGUUAGCAGGAAAAUUUUUCCAUGGAAUAAAUAUAUAGCAUUUUAGUAUUCAGUAUAA
Messenger RNA from Hevea brasiliensis (rubber tree), 2114 nucleotides. RefSeq lists its product as uncharacterized. The transcript is spliced from 6 exons. The record is from RefSeq and is a predicted model, not a curated record. NCBI's taxonomy places the organism in Eukaryota, Viridiplantae, Streptophyta, Magnoliopsida, Malpighiales, Euphorbiaceae. The coding region runs from base 446 to 1939 and encodes 497 amino acids.